AUGGCAUCUGAAUCCACCAUGCAGGCCCCCAUUUGUCUUGUGGAAAACGAGAAGGAGCAGCUGGCAGUGAAUCCAGAAGCAUUGCAGAUUCUUGAAAACAUUUCACAACCUGUGGUGGUGGUGGCCAUCACAGGAAUAUAUCGUACAGGGAAGUCCUAUCUCAUGAAUCGUCUUGCAGGAAGGAAUUGUGGCUUCCCUCUGGGCUCCACGGUGAGAUCUAAAACCAAGGGCAUCUGGAUGUGGUGUGUACCCCACCCAAUCAAGCAAAACCACACCUUGGUCCUUCUGGACACUGAGGGCCUGGGUGAUGUGAAAAAGAGUGACCCUAAGAAUGACUCAUGGAUCUUCGCCCUGUCUGUGCUUUUGAGCAGCGCCUUUGUCUACAACAGCAUGAGUACCAUCAACCACCAAGCCCUGGAACAGCUGCACUAUGUCACUGAACUAACACAGCUGAUAAGGGCAAAAGCCUCUGUAACACCCGGUGAAGGUGAAGACUCCACCGAUUUUGUGAGUUUCUUUCCAGACUUUGUUUGGACUGUUCGGGAUUUCACCCUGGAGAUGAAGAUAGAGGAAUGCACAAUCACGGAAGAUGAAUACCUGGAGGAUGCUUUGAAGCUGAUUUCAGGCAAGAAUCCCAAAACUCCAAAUUCCAACAUGCCCAGAGAGUGCAUCAGGCAUUUCUUUCCAAAACGGAAGUGCUUUGUCUUUGACCGGCCAACAAAUGACAAAUCUCUAUUAUUUAGUAUGGAGAAAGUGACAGAAGACCAGUUGGAUAAAAAUUUCCAGACUCAGUCAGCAAAGUUCUGCUCUUAUAUCUUCACCAACGCAAAGACCAAGACCCUGAGAGGGGGCAUCGUUGUCACUGGGAGCAGACUUCGGACUUUAGUGGUGACUUACGUGGAUGUCAUUAAGAAAGGAGAGGUGCCCUGUUUGGAGAAUGCAGUGACAACUCUGGCCUGGCUUGAGAACUCAGCAGCUGUGCAGAAGGCAGCCGACCACUACAGCCAUCAGAUGGCCCAGCGACUGAGGCUUCCCACAGACACACUCCAGGAGCUGUUGGAUGAGCAUACGGCCUGUGAGAAGGAAGCCAUUGCAGUGUUCAUGGAGCGCUCCUUCAAGGAUGAAAAUCAGGAAUUCCAGAAGCAGCUUGUGGUAACCAUAGAGAUAAAGAAGGAAGAUUUCUUAGAGCAAAAUGAAAGGGCAUCUCUCGAGUAUUGCCAGGCUGAGCUUGAGAAGCUUUCAAAACCCCUGAUGAAAACCCUGUCAGAAGGAACUUUUUUUGCUUCUGGAGGACACAAGCUAUACUUAGAAGCAAAGAAAAAGUUUGAACAAGACUAUAACAUAGUGUCCAGGAAAGGAGUUAAGGCAAACGAGGUCCUCCAAAAUUUCCUGAAGUCUCAGGCAACAGUAGAGGAAUCCAUUCUGCUGUCAGACAAAGCCCUUACCACUGAAAAGAAGGCCUUAGAAGUGGUGAGAGCAGAGAAGGAAAAAGCUGAGCGGGAACGAGAACAGCUAAGACAGAAAGAGGAGGAGCAAAAGCAAAAGAUGAAGGCUCAAGAGAGAAGUCACCAAGAAAAUAUAGCCCAUCUGAGAGAGAAGUUUAAGAAGGAUCAAGAAAACUUUGUGAUAAUGUUGAAAAGUAUGCUGGAGCAUUACCUAAAGGUCCAAGAUGAACUGCUUACUGAAGGGUUUAAAAAGAAAGCUGCAGAAUUGAAUGCAGAGAUAAAUCGACUAAAAAAAGAGAUUGAAGCAGCUAAAAAAAAUGAGCAGUUGUCACAGAAAAUUGAGAUGGCUGGGAAAGUGUUAAUUGCUGCACUACCUGAAAUUAUUAAGUUAGCUAGUGAAGGGAAGAAAAUGCUCAAGAAUUAAAUAGACAAAUUUUCUGUUAAUGACAUUCAAAAGACAAAAUUACUUUUGAUUAAAAUAAUUUAAAGAAAUGGGAAACAAGUGAGAAAAUAUAAUGGAAGAAAAUACCAAAUUUGCACUACUAUCAACAUAAAUGCUUCUGAAAAAAAUGUAUAAGGAAUGUUUUAAAUUUGUAUAAAAAUAUGUUAAAUGUUACUGAAAACACACAACAAAAAAUGUAUAACUAUAGAUCAAAGUAAAUAUAUCAAUUCUUAAA
Molecule: messenger RNA, 2122 nt
Organism: Carlito syrichta (Philippine tarsier)
Lineage: Eukaryota; Metazoa; Chordata; Mammalia; Primates; Tarsiidae
Product: guanylate-binding protein 7-like
Exons: 10
Coding region: 1-1869 (622 amino acids)
Biological process (GO): defense response to Gram-positive bacterium; defense response to protozoan
Molecular function (GO): GTPase activity; GTP binding
Source: RefSeq, a predicted model, not a curated record